Sarcophilus harrisii (Tasmanian devil) is the source of this 7542-nucleotide messenger RNA. It is a transcript of the gene TMEM132D, whose product is annotated as transmembrane protein 132D. Bases 1071 to 4358 code for a protein of 1095 amino acids. The record is from RefSeq and is a predicted model, not a curated record. The transcript has 9 exons. Lineage: Eukaryota; Metazoa; Chordata; Mammalia; Dasyuromorphia; Dasyuridae.
CUUUAUGAUAACAGUUCCUGAUCCGAUAUUCGCCUGCUUGGAACAGAGAGCCAGCUGAGAGAAGGAGGAGGAGGAAAGGAGGAGGGGGACAAGCUCAAAGCAGCUGGAGGAGGGCUCCCCUGACUAGAAGCCAGCGGUGCAACCUCUGCUGCACAUCUGUUCCGCAGCAGGACCGGCCCCUCCCGCGUGCCUGGCUCGGGGCUCAGGAGCUACUUGUGCGCUCCACUACUAGGGGGGUUAGGCUGGGACUGGGACUGAGCCAGCGCGAGCUGGAGCCCUAGUCUGAGCAGGGCCGGGGAGGGUGAGGCAGGCCGGCUGACUGGCCUGUGGGAGGGGAGGGGCGCUCCGGCCCCAGGCAAACUUUGGCUCCCGGUAGCAGCGGAGGUGGCGGCGGCGGCGGCAGCCACAGCAGCAGCAGCGGCGGCGUUGGCAGCAGCGCACGCCCUGCUCUGAGACGCGGCUAGGGGCGCGCCGGCAUGUGGGCGCAGUGCCGGGCCGCCCCGGGCCGCCGCCGCCGCCGCGUGCGCCCGGGGCCAGCUGAGCCCCGGCUCCCGGGCUCCCCGGCCGCCCAGUCUCGCCGACUCCGGGCGAUCGCAAGCUAACCACCUCCCGGAGCCUCCUCCAACAGGGACUAGGGGCCACUUUGGACCGGCCAGGCCCCAUCCCCCGCUUCCUGCACACCCUCGCGUACACCCUGGAGCUGGAGCCGAGAGACGCGACUCCCUCGCCAUCCUCCUCCUCCUCCUGUUGCAAACUCUAGACUGAUUCUUUUCUUUCCCCCAGGGGAAGAGAGAGAUAGAGUCCUUGGGGCUAGGUUGGCAUCCCGAAGGGAAGGCUGGGCGGACUCUGAAGAGACUCCCAAGCCAGGCACUGUAACUACCUCCGACCACCUCGGGGCCAUGGGGGACCGUGUGCUCCGGAGAAAGCUCUGGGCUCCGUAGUAGCCUCGCCUCCUGCCUGCCUGCUUGGUCCUCGCUGGUUUGUUUGGGAUGCCGUUCUCCCUGACAGUUAGCUUCUCAGCCUAGACGGCACAGGGGAGGAGACUUGCCCGUCUGUGAGCCUGUUCCAAGAUGUGUCCGUCGGAGAUGGGGACGCUGUGGCAACACUGGUCACCUGUGCUCUUCAGCCUGGCAGCUCUGUUUUCCAAAGUGUCUGAGAGCCGAGGGAUUUUAGAAAGCAUCCAGAGAUUCUCCUUGCUGCCCACCUACCUUCCCGUGAGCUACCGUAUCAACAAUGCUGAUAUCUCCUUCUUCCUCAAGGAAGCCAACCAGGACAUCAUGAGAAACUCAAGUUUGCAAUCUAGGGUAGAAUCCUUUCUGAUUUACAAAUCCAAGAUGGCACCUUCUUUGAAUGCCAGCUAUGGGCCUUUUUCGGUGGAACAACUUGUGCCCCAGGACCUGCUGCUACCUUCCGAUCCAUUUGGAUCUACCAACAAAUUUGCUCUCAAUUGGAAGCUAAAAGCCUACGUCAUGAGUGAUAAAAUCUACCUGAGCAGGCCCAAAGUUCAGAUCCUAUUUUAUAUAGUGGGCAGGGAUUGGGAUGACCAUAGCACCACAGAGAAGCUGCCCUGCCUCCGAGUGUUUGCCUUCAGGGAGACCAGGGAGGUGAGGGGCAGCUGCCGCCUAGCAGGAGAACUCGGACUGUGUGUAGCCCAGUUGGAGCUUCUGUCCAGCUGGUUCAGCCCUCCAACUGUGGUGGCAGGGAGGAAAAAAUCAAUGGACCAAUCAGAAGGAAGUCCUGUAGAACUUUACUAUUCCAUCCAACCUGGAGAUGAGAAAGGAGAUUGUACCAAGGAGGAGUCAAGGAAAAAUAAUGGAAUCCGACCAGGGCACAAUGAUAUUGAUGAAGUGGGUCCUCCCUUGCAGAGGAUUGGGAGUGUCUUCCUCUACCAGACUCACAGUGGGAGCCCUUCUUGGAGAGAACUUCACUUAGACAAUAAUGUUGCCAUCCACUACGUGGCUAAGACUGCCAAACAAGGAGAUACUCUGACUUUUCCUGUUUCCAUCUCUAGAAAUUCCACUGAGGAUCAUUUCACACUGAGGGCAAAGGUAAAGAAAGGUGUGAAUAUUAUUGGUGUUCGAGCCAGCAACCCACACAUAUGGGAUGUUAAAGAGAGUGUGGAUUAUACAGGGAAAUAUGUAUGUCAGAGAAAAUCUACUACUUCUGAGAACAGUGCGGAUGGUCAAUCCAACGAAGUCAUGCAGAUCGAUAUAGAAAUUGAAGAGCUGAGUGACCUACCAGCCACGCAGCUAGUCACAUGGCAGGUUGAAUACCCGGGAGAGACUACCUCGGACCUGGGGGUGUCUAAAAUCUAUGUGAGCCAGAAGGAUUUGAUUGGAGUCAUCCCACUAGCUAUGGAAGCAGAAAUCUUGAACACGGCCAUUCUCACUGGGAAGACAGUGGCUGUGCCUGUUAAGGUGGUAUCUGUGGAGGAAGAUGGCACUGUGACAGAUCUUCUGGAGUCUGUGGAAUGUAGAUCAUCAGAUGAAGAUGUAAUUAAGGUGUCUGAUAGAUGUGAUUAUGUCUUUGUCAAUGGAAAGGAAAUGAAGGGCAAAGUGAAUGUUGUGGUGAAAUUCACCUACCAGCACCUGAGCAGCCCCCUGGAGAUGACUGUGUGGGUGCCCCGACUCCCACUCCAGAUUGAGGUCUCUGACACAGAACUCAACCAAAUCAAGGGUUGGAGAGUUCCCAUUGUCUCAAAUAAGAGGCCAGUCCGGGACAGUGACGAUGAGGAAGAAGACGAGAGGAGGGGCAAAGGCUGUGCCCUCCAGUACCAGCAUGCCAUGGUGCGUGUCCUUACUCAAUUUGUGGCUGAGGCUUCUGAUGCUGGAGGGCAGCUGGCCCAUCUGCUGGGCUCUGACUGGCAAGUGGACAUCACGGAUUUGGUGAACAAUUUCAUGCAGGUGGAAGAGCCACGAAUCGCCAAACUGCAAGGAGGGCAGGUUCUGAUUGGACAGGAGCUCGGGAUGACCACCAUUCAGAUCCUUUCCCCAUUGUCCGAUGCCAUCCUGGCUGAGAAGACGGUGACUGUGUUGGACGAGAAGGUGACAAUCACUGACCUCGGGGUUCAGCUGGUGACUGGGCUCUCCCUCUCCUUGCAGCUCAGCCCAGGAAGCAACCGAGCAAUCUUUGCCACCUCUGUGGCUCAGGAGCUACUGCAGAUGCCCAAGCAGGAAGCUGCUAUAAGUUGCUGGAUCCAAUUCAGUGAUGGUUCAGUCAUGCCUUUGGAUAUUUACGAUGUAAAGGACUUCUCUCUGAUGGUGACAUCCCUUGAUGAGAAGGUGGUCUCCAUCCACCAAGACCCCACAUUCAAAUGGCCUGUAAUUACUGCUGAAAUGGAGGAAGGGCAGGGUGCCCUGGUGAAAGUGGAAAUGGUGAUUAGUGAAUCAUGCCAGAAGUCUAAGAGGAAGAGUGUGUUGGCUGUUGGGACGGGAAAUAUUAAAGUUAAGUUUGGCCAGAAUGACGCCAACCCCAACACCAGUGACAGCAGACAUGGGGGAAGGGGUCACCUGGAAACCCAUUCCAAUGACAGAAGGUCUAAAACAAGCUGGCAAGAAAGAAUGAGGCCCGAUGGGCAGUUUUUUAGCAAUUUCUCCAUGGACCGCAUGGAAGGGAGGGGACCCACAACAGACAGAUCCAUCUUCUGGAGGAAGAAUAAACAAGAAAAUAUUUUAGACGAUAAUAGCCAUCUACAGACCAUCCCCAUGGACUUCACCAGCUUCCCAGCCCAAGUUGAUCUCCCAAGGAACAAUGGAGAGAUGGAGGAUAAUGACCUAGUCCAGACACCCCGGGGCUUAAGUGACUUAGAGAUUGGGAUGUAUGCUCUGUUGGGUGUCUUCUGCCUUGCUAUUUUGGUCUUCUUAAUUAACUGUGUGACCUUUGCAUUGAAAUACAGGCACAAGCAGGUUCCUUUUGAGGAGCAAGAGGGCAUGAGUCAUUCACAUGAUUGGGUGGGACUAAGUAACCGGACAGAACUUUUGGAGAAUCAAUUGAAUUUUCCCUCCUCUCCGGAAGAGCAGAUCACUGCUAUUGACCGAGGGGUAGAUUUCGAGGAGAGUAAGUAUCUCCUCAACACAAACUCCCAAAAGAGUCUUAAUGGUCAGGUUUUCAAGUCAUCAGAAUCUCCAUUUACUGAUGGGAAAGACCAGAAAAAUGAGCCCACAGCUUCCCCUACCUCUAAGCGGAAAAGGGUGAAAUUUACCACCUUUACCACCAUUUCCUCAGAUGAGGGAUGCCCCACGGUUAACUCCAUCCUAAUGAGCAGCGUAGAUGACAUAAAAUGGGUUUGCCAAGAUAUGGAUCUGGGGGAAUGUAAAGAACUGACAAACUACAUGGAAAGGUUACACGAAAAGGUGUAAUGGGACACGUGAACAUUUGUUUUUCCGCUCACCUUCUGCCUUUAAUUUUGGGUAGUGGGGCACAACGACAUCUCCAAAGGAAAUAAACUGGCAUGAAAAGUGAAAAGGCACAUCAUCAGCUGAGGACCAGAAAACCAUCUGAAGUCAGUGAGAUGGAGUCCCAGAGUCACAGUCAAGAUAGAAAUUCCCAUUCCAAAAAUCUUAUUCAAAGUUAGGUUUAUGCAGGAUUUUCACAACUGAAAAGAAAAAUAAGAUUUGACUUAAUGAACUUUUCCAGGAAAGAACAAUUUCGCUUUCUCUGUUUUUCUCUAUUGAUCUCUCUUUCUCUUUCUCUUUUUUAAAUAAAUGUAGCAAUUUGGAUAUUGCAGAAUCCAAGUAGCUCCCUUACAGACUGUGGAGGAAAAAAGCAAAACUUAGGUUGUUUUUCUUUUUUUUAAAAAAGGAUCAAUGAAAGGAAGCACACCAGCUAAAAUAAGAACAAAAUAUCUAGCCAUGAACAUUAUUGAUAAUGGACAGAGAUUGAUUUCACACUAGAAAAAUGACUGUUGUGACUUCACAUUCCCCAAAGAAUUGAGGGGGGGAAAACUUCCUUGGCAACCGAAAAGGCAGGCAAUUAUUGCCCAGUAGAGAAAGGGGGAAGAUCUCCUGAUAAGAUAUAUGUGUUCUAAGAUAAUGAGAAAUAAACUCCAUGGGGUGCUUUGGAGUAGUUUUUAGUUUUUAAGGUAAGGGAUGGUCAUACUGGCAUCAAUGUCCUGGACACAAAACUCCAAUUAGGUUCAAAGAACCAGUUUCUUUUUAGCAAACUCACUCCACCCAUCUCUAACAUUUCAAUACUUGUUAAUUCAACACACCUCAUCCACAAUCCCUCCAUAUUAUCAGGGUUUAGUCACUGAUCAUAGAGGACUUAACUUUAUCACUCUCAGUAAAGGUUUCUGGGUAACAGAGGUAGAAGUAGGAUAGAAUAAAGGUGCCAAGGGUAACUGGCAUAUGUAGAGCUACAUUCCUCCCUACGAUGGGUCUCUUAGUGGCCACUGCUGAAAUAUCUGGUUCUUUUCAUAGUAUGACCAUUCCAGUUGUUUGCCAGCCUCAGGGUUGGACCUAGACUCUCCCAGUAACUGUAUCCAAGAGGAGCAGACCCUUCCUCUUCCAACCUACCCGAUGGAUUUUCCUUGAGUAACAAAAUCCCGAGUAAUAUCUCUGUUAAGUUGGGAAAUGCUUGCCUUUCCUGUUUGCCCUUCCCCCACAAGCUCUUCAUCUUUUUACCAAGCCAUCUAGGAUCACUUGGUACUUGCUCCCUGUGUGGUUAUUUUAAUAAAGUAGCUGUUUGGGUUUAGUGGUUAUGGAUAAGCGUUAUUCAUGGUGAACUCCACAUAACCUUCCUCUCCCUAACCUUUUAAGAAAAGACCACUGGGUUAUUUCAUUCUCCAUCUUUAAGUCUGCUUGCUGAUAUCUCACAUCUGAAUCCUUGCUCUCAUAGAUACCCAGAUGGAAAAUCUAAGUCUGAGAAUAUGAAUAUACAGGUGGAUAGAAGGAGAAACCCAGAACUUUAUAAUAAAAAAAAAAAAACCUUUUGUCUACCUUGAAAAUCAUUGUACUUCUUCCUUUAUCCAAUUAGAAUGUGAGGUCCUUGGAGGAAGGAACUCUUCCCCCUCUUCCCCAAUUCUCAUUGUACCUCCUGGAUUUAGCACAAAGCCUGACUAGUGGUAAACACUUAAUACAUGGUUGUUCACUUAACUAAUUAAGUUAAGCUCUCUACUAGGCAGCAAAAACACAAAGACAGAAGCAAACCUUAGUCCUUGCUCUCAGAAGCUUACAGUCUACUUGGAGAAAUACACGAUGUCCAUUAAGGAAGGAUCAAGAGGAAAUAAACAUCACCUACUUAGCGAAGGGGUAGGGAUGAGGAAGUGGAAUUGUUAGGGAUCAAGAAAGGCACCUGACCUUAAUACCUGACCCAGAAAAUUGAAGGAAAUUAGAAAUCCAAAGAGGUGGAGGUGAAAAUGAAGAGAAAGUUUGUCCCUAAACUGGAGGUUCAAUAGCCCACCAUCACUUGCUUCCAAUUCUGAAAGUAGUUAAUUUAGUUUUGUUGCUUUUUAAAUCCAGAACACCUCUUCCAUGGUUUUUCCCCCAUUCAUCUUUAUAUCUCUUUAUCAUCCUUAUAUCAUCCAAACAUCCUUAUAUCUCUUUCACUCCUCAUCACUGCCCCAUUCAGCUCAUUGUUUCUUCCCUUCCCCCAUCACUUCCCUAAUCAGAAUCCAUCUAUACUUAGAAUAUAUUGUAGAUUGUAAGAAUGUAAUAUAUAUUUAUAAACAUACUAACUGUAAAUAAAAUUUGCAUUCAGUGGCUUCAGUUCUUCCCUCCUUUCUUCACAUUGUCCCCUGGAAAGGCUUGCCAAGUCGGUUUCAGAGAGCCAUCCGCGCCUCUGGCUUUCGGUAAAUGAAAAUGCAGAUUUAAGGAUCCCCACACAAUCUAAUUACAAACCUUUACAUCAUGUAAUGCUGUUCUUCAUGUGGAGAGGAUGUUGACACCCGAUGAUAAAGUGCACUGUGCAGCAAAGCUCUCAUUCUGAUUUGGAAAGUAUUUGCAAAUAAAUCACAUGUGUACAUCUCUCCUAAAAGCCUGCUGAGUGUGCCUGAGGUGACAGUAAGUGCUAGGGGGGUGAGGCAGGUGUGGAAGCCCCUCAGUGAGGGGUCUGCCUGCCUACAAGAUGGGAUGUCUUCAGUAUAAAUUGUCACAUUUGAAUUUCUCAAAGGAAAAAGGGGCACACUUUGCACCCAGAUUUUGCCUUUUGGGGCAUUUAGUGGGAAAGAACAAUUUGAGAAGAGAAUUCUUGGCCCAUAUAGCAGAUGAAGUGGAAAUAUGGGGACAGCUAGAGUGCAUAAGGUGCUGUACCUGGAGUCAAGAAGACCUGAGUUCAAAUUUGCCUCAGACAUUUACUAGCUGUGUGACUCUGGUCUGGUCAUUUGACCCUAUUCACCUCAGUUUCCUUAUCUGUAAAAUAAAUUGGAGGAGGAAAUCAAAAACCACUGCCAAGAAAACUCCAAAUCGGGUCAGUGAGAUUCAGACACAGUUGAAGGGACGGAACAAUAACAAAAGUAGAAAUAAUGCCAGAUUUGCAAUCAGAGGGUCCAUGUGUUAAGCUCAACUCUUUUUCCUUCUCUGUGACUCCCAGGGAAAGUAUUUUAAA